AUGAAGGAAACUGUUUCAUUCUGCGCAUUUAAGAGGAAACCUUCUUCAUUCAACGCAGGAAAUCUCGUUCAUUUUGUGCAUUUAGGUUAUUCCACUUGUAUCUAUCUAUCUAUCUAUCUAUCUAUCUAUCUAUCUAUCUAUCUCAGUGUGUUCAUAUCUAUCUAUCUAUCUAUCUAUCUAUCUAUCUAUCUAUCUAUCUAUCUGUGUUUAUAUCUAUCUAUCUAUCUAUCUAUCUAUCUAUCUAUCAAAGUGUGUUUAUAUCUAUCUAUCUAUCUAUCUAAGUGUGUUUCCAUCUAUCUAUCUAUCUAUCUAAGUGUGUUUCUAUUUAUCUAUCUAUCUAUUAUAUUAUCAUCUAUCUCUAUCUAUCUAUCUAUCUAUCUAUCUAUCUAUCUAUCUAUCUAUCUGUCCAUUAACACAGGCGACAAACGGCGCCACCAGUUCGGUAUUGACAACGUCUGUUCAUAUCUAUCACUCCCUCACUCUAUCUAUCUAUCUAUCUAUCUAUCUAUCUAUCUAUCUAUCUAUCUAUCUAUCUCUAAGUGUGUUUAUAUCUAUCUAUCUAUCUAUGUUAAUUUCCACCGCAAUUUUCCAAACAGCAUCCUCGCUCCACUGAUUUUCGGCGUGUCGUCGUUGAUAACAACAGCUUCACGCAGGGUUAAUAUGCUGACUCAUCUCGGGCCAUACGGCGAGAUACUCCAAGCCCUCCUCUUACAACCACCACCACCACCACCACCACUGUCCUGUCCUCUGCAAUCAACACAGCGGGGACACCCUCCAGCAUCCGCCAGAAAUUCAUCGUCUCAUCAUCAUUGGCUAUUAUCGCAGAUUCGUCAUGGAAGCCAUGAAAUAAUAAUCGCCAAACCAGUUACCAUUUUCUGCAAAGCUCCAGCCUCUCCCCCGACGCCAUUCUCCAGCCAUCACUACUACUACCGUCUUUAUCGGUAUUAG
This is a messenger RNA of Acanthosepion pharaonis, 948 nucleotides long. The record is from the annotation of a GenBank genome assembly. NCBI's taxonomy places the organism in Eukaryota, Metazoa, Mollusca, Cephalopoda, Sepiida, Sepiidae.